This is a messenger RNA of Erythranthe guttata (spotted monkey flower), 1219 nucleotides long. The record is from RefSeq and is a predicted model, not a curated record. Lineage: Eukaryota; Viridiplantae; Streptophyta; Magnoliopsida; Lamiales; Phrymaceae.
CCGAGUUAAGAUCGAAAGAAAUUAUUAUUUAAACGAGAUUAUUAAUUUAUCGAGAUUCUACUGUUCAUGUCUUAAUUAUGUCAUCAUAUAUUUAUAUUAAUACUAGGACACAUAAAUCUGAAUCUUGACCAACCAAGAUCACCACCUUUGAUGGCAAGCCACGUGGCAGUCUCUGAUCGAAAACCCAUGCCGGCCCCCUUAAGCUGUGACACUGAAAAAUAAACAAAAGUUUCAUUUCAUGCAUAUAAAAUGUAUAGCACUUGUACCAUGUAUAAAUAAUUGUAUAAAAAUACCACUAAUCCAAAAUUAAUAAUACAUUGUCGUCACUAACAAAUCAAUAAUGCAAAAAUUAAAAAAAUAAUUUAAAAAAAAAUAAUUAAAAAAAUGGAGCAUUUUAAACCAUAUAAGUUGGUUGAGAAGGCGAAAACAGAAAAGGGACCAUUGAUAUUUAUCCUCUCACACAAUUCCUUCUUUCCUAGUUUCUUCCCUUGUCUAUUUCAUAACUAAUUCAUCAUCUUCUUCUUCACAAAACAUUCCCAACAGAAAGAAAAAAAACCAGCACCUGUCUGUGUGUGUGUGUGUGUGUGAGAGAGAGAGAGAGAGAGAGAGUAUUUUAGAGAGAGAAAGAAAUGGGGAAUUGCCAAGCAGUAGAUGCAGCAGCACUGGUAAUACAACAUCCCAGUGGGAAACAAGAGAGGAUGUAUUGGUCUAUAGCAGCAAGUGAGGUGAUGAAGAUGAACCCAGGCCACUACGUUUCUCUCAUAAUCCCGUUACCGAUUUCCGACAACGGAGAGCAGAAUUCGGACAAUAACAAGACAACCGUCAGAUACACUCGUGUUAAGCUUCUCCGGCCAAGUGAUACCCUUGUUCUUGGCCGGGCCUACCGACUCGUCACCACUCAAGAGGUUAUGAAAGUGCUUAAAGCAAAGAAGCAUGCGAAAAUGCCGUUCACCAGUUGGAGUCCAAAAUCGAUAAUUUUUUUCCAGGCCACAAGACGUGAGAGACAUCAGCAGAGAUCAAGAUCGACGAAUUCUGCCAUAGGAAGGUCCAAAUCAUGGCGGCCGUCUUUACAGAGCAUUUCAGAGUCUUGAAUCUGAUAAAAGUCAAAACGAAAAAUUUGCCUGUCGGAAAAUUCGGAAAACAUCGAUUAAUAAUUCCUUUUGUGUAUAUAGCAUCAACAGAAAAGAUUGGCAAAGUAGAGUCUCCCUCUCUCUCUCUC